This is a messenger RNA of Paraglomus brasilianum, 484 nucleotides long. Lineage: Eukaryota; Fungi; Glomeromycota; Glomeromycetes; Paraglomerales; Paraglomeraceae. The record is from the annotation of a GenBank genome assembly.
CAAAAGCCAACAAGCAACAUCCAUUUCUAAGGUUGAAUCCAAGCUGUCACCCAAGUCGAUGAUUCAGAAGCAUUUCAAAGGAUGGAAGAACUCUUUGGAUCCCCAAAACUUCAAUCUUCUUACUAUAUUGAAGUUUUGUCAAGGAAAAGAUGAUUUCAUGUUUGACAAAUCCACAGAGCACACAUUCAUAUCCAAAUUUGUCUCGCACCUUGCAAAAACAAGUGAUGGAGACUGGAGGAGAGCUGCUUCUCUCCUUGACAGUGCGAUACUAAAGGUCAGAGGCAACCCGUCUCAGCACCAAGAGCAACUUGUUCAUUCGCAGCCUCCGAUGACCUGCAUUGCCACAUUUCAGUAUCAAAAAGUAAUACUUCUUUCCUACUUGCAGUGGCAAGCUAAUUGUGAAGAUGUGAAGUUGUUUUGGCAGACUACAGAAUCUGAGCAAAUUGAUGCAGACAUUCAUCUCAUGGGAAAGAAGAUGGAAUGA